Molecule: messenger RNA, 1029 nt
Organism: Epinephelus moara (kelp grouper)
Lineage: Eukaryota; Metazoa; Chordata; Actinopteri; Perciformes; Serranidae
Gene: cenpo
Product: centromere protein O
Exons: 6
Coding region: 128-1003 (291 amino acids)
Cellular component (GO): kinetochore; Mis6-Sim4 complex
Source: RefSeq, a predicted model, not a curated record
GCGGUGGGCGUGGCUACAAUUGUGACGCAGCAGCCGCGAAAAUCAAAAUAUCCGCAACUUGGGGCGACUAUUCUUGUCUGCGUAAGCCACAUUAUUUUACACAAAGUACAUAAAAUACUUGCGGAACAUGGAGGGAGCGUCUACGAAAGGUGUUUUAAGUCACCUGAGUCUGCUGGAAGUUCAGGCAAGAAGCCGUAAAACUCAGCAGCCGAGUCGUGUGGAGGAGCUGAGGGCUAAAGCUGAGGCGCUGAUGGUGCAGAGAGACCAGCUGAAGGCGGAGAUAGAGACACACAAGAAUCUCCAGAAAUUGAGGGCAGUGAUGGACAAACAGUGUGCAAAUGAAGAAGAAGAAGAAGAAGAAGAAGAAGCAAUGGAUGAAGACUCUGAAAACUCACAACUGCUGCGUCUGAUGGCCAGACACACACAGCUGAAAGACCUCCUGCAUGCUCAUCACAUCAUCGGUGGGUACAACGUCAUCAAGACCCGUCAAGGCAAAGGUCUGUGCGUGUCUGUGUCUACGGCCUACGAGGGCGUCUACUUAGAGACCUACAACCUGGAGAUGGACCUGAAACCAACGCUGAGGAUCAGCCGUCACAAUAUUCCCCCAUUCAUUCCUUUAAACAGCCUGGCUGAGCAGAGCAACAUGCAGACGGAUGUUCGGACUCUUCUGGACCCCCUCAGCCAACAUCUCAACGCCUUUGCUGGUCGCAAGCAGCAGCUGAAGCUUGUUAAGGAACUCCAUAAGUCUGUGGAGGUGAUGGAGAGUAAUGUUCUGUGUUCGUUACUGGUGCUGAUGGUAACGGUGCCGAGAGAGAAGACGGCUGUUCUCUGCGCGCUGGAGUACGCUGACCACACCAGAUGUCUUCCCACACGAGUCCACUUUGAAUGUGCAGACAAGGAGCUUCCCGAUUCCCCCGAGUGGAAGAAAAACCACAGCCUGCUGUUGGAGACCCCUGUGCACAAAGCUUUGACAACCAUGAGAAAGAUGGGGAACAUUGUGUAACUUAUUCAUAAAUAUAAUUAAACUGU